This is a messenger RNA of Polyodon spathula (Mississippi paddlefish), 4308 nucleotides long. It is a transcript of the gene mvb12bb, whose product is annotated as multivesicular body subunit 12Bb. The record is from RefSeq and is a predicted model, not a curated record. The coding region runs from base 513 to 1451 and encodes 312 amino acids. The transcript is spliced from 10 exons. Lineage: Eukaryota; Metazoa; Chordata; Actinopteri; Acipenseriformes; Polyodontidae. Gene Ontology annotation, biological process: viral budding; regulation of epidermal growth factor receptor signaling pathway; virus maturation. Gene Ontology annotation, cellular component: ESCRT I complex; late endosome.
CCUCCUCGUUUACAUUUCCAAGCCAGGGCACACACAGGGGGGCUGCGAGGUGAGACUGACACGCAAUCAGUCUCGUAGGAGCUAUGGUGUGCGGUGGCGAAGCAGCAAUUCCACUUCUCCAACACAGGGGUCUCUGUAAGCAACUCGUCAAUGUCAGCUAUUUCCUUUCAAUAGCGGUCUCUUUAACUGUUAAUGAUUUCCAAAAAGAAACAAAAAUAGGGAUUACUAAUCCCGAAAAAAAAAAAAAAAAAAAAAAAAACCGCCGCCGCUGUGACUUGAGAAAAACAAACAAACAAAAAAAGAUCAGACCUUGUUCUUGUGAAAAUAAAUUGUUGGCUUCACUGGGUAAGAAACAGAUGAUGAGUUACUGCUUUCCCUCCUGCUUUCCUGCUCCUCUCCUCCUCUAGCGGGGGUUGGCUGCCCCCUUAAGCUUCCCUUCCCUGUCGCUUCUCCUCGCUGGAGCCUCUAAGCGAGUCCGAGGCUUCUUCUGUCUGUCUGCUAUACUCUUGAUAAUGAAAAGCUGCUUUUGUCUCAGAAGGAGGGACGAGGUGCCGCGAAUAACAAACCAACCAAUGAUGCCCGAAAUCCGAGACCUGUCCGAGGCUUUGCCAGAACCGCCGAUGGACCCGAUCACCGGAGUCGGUGUUGUGGUCUCGCGGAACCGAGCACCGGCUGGCUAUGAAGUAGUUUCACAAACAACAGAUGGUUUAGAUGCCGACCUCUGGAAGGAUGGCCUGUUCAAAUCCAAGGUCACGCGGUAUCUGUGUUUCACAAGAGCAUUCUCCAAAGAAAAUAGCCAUUUAGGUAAUGUGCUUGUCGACAUGAAGCUGAUUGACAUAAAGGACACCUUGCCAGUGGGCUUCAUUCCUAUGCAGGAGACCGUGGAUACGCAGGAACCAGCAUUCAGGAAGAGGAGGCUCUGUAUAAAGUUCAUUCCUCGGGACUCCACUGAAGCAGCUAUCUGCGAUAUCCGAAUCCUUGGGAGAUCCAAACAAGCUCCCCCACAGUACACCUUUAUAGGCGAGUUGAACAGCAUGGCUAUAUGGUAUCGAAUGGGACGGGUACCCAGGACGCAGGAACCCCUUGAGUUUCAAACCCCGACUUCUCAGAUACCAACUUCAGCACCGGCUCCAGCACCUAACCUGCCCAGGCACAUAUCCAUGACCCUCCCUGCCAGUUUCCGUGGUAAUAGAAACAACUCCAGACCUGACUGCGAACACCAAAGCUCAAACCUGUAUGCCAUAUCUGCAAUGGAUGGUGUGCCUUUCAUGAUUUCUGAGAAAUUUGCUUGUGCAUCCAACGACAUGCAGCAAGUUGAUUUAAUGGGCAUUACGAUCAAAUCCCUGGCAGAAAUAGAGGAAGAAUACGAGUACAGCUUCCGAACAGAACAGAGUGCUGCUGCGCGCCUUCCCCCGAGCCCCUGUAGAGGACAACUGACUCCAGAAUCCUGAGGAGAGGAAAGAGAAGGAAGCACGACUCUGAAGAGAGCAGGGUCCAUACUACUGAAAACAGGCUUGCAGGAGCAGUGCUACUGGAGUGAUAUACUUUCCCUCCCUCUCUCUCUCUCUCUAUCUCACACUUCUCUACUAACCAAUACACCACUGAAAAGCAGGAGUCGUCUUGAGUCUUUAUAACCAAACCCUCAUGUAAAAUUGACCACAAGUUCACUUACUCGUCUGUCUGUGUAAAUAAGAGCCCCCACCCUCCAUGUAUGUUAACCGUUUGUUUAUCACUUGAACUUUUUUUAAAUUUCUGCAUCGCUAAUCUGCUAAUGUACCGGCUGGUCUGCCAGUACAUUAGUAGAACGUUUUCACGGAUGACAUGCCCAUGUAACUGACAAAAGAAAACUCUUGCCAGUUGGCUGUGAGUGGUCUUGAGAAGAUUCCAGCAUGUGCUGCUGAGCCACCCCAAUCCCAGGAGACAACCAGCAGAUGAGGCGUCCGUGGCACAAACUGGAAGUAAUGAACUCUUCUCCUCUCUCACAUCCCUCUGCCUUCAGUGAGCUGCUCCGCUACAGAGAAGCCUGGGUCGCCCUCUUUAGACAUUAGAUCCUCACUGGGCUUCCAUUGUGGCCUUGGCACACAGCUUACCCACACUCCACAGCGUGCAAGAUCGAAGAAUGCAUUGCACUCUGUUCCAGAACUCCUGUCUGUGUCUAUGACAUCACACAGCCCAGCGCCAGCCAUCAGACCCGUGCUUGUUAAUCAGACCACUGGAAAAAGUGGAACACAAUAAUUCCAACUGCAAUUAUUUUUUUUAGCUAAAUCAUUUAAUUUGGGUUCUAUGCAGGGUAGUAUUGCUCCAGGUUUUUAUCCAGUGAUUUUUUAUGAGAAAAAAAUACUCUUGUUGCAUAGAUGUCCAUGACCAGUUUUGUUGUGGGGUUGGAUGAGCUUAAUCUUGUUACCUGUCAAAUAAGGUUCUUGUGAAUACUUUACCAAUAGAUCAAAGUUCCAUUCUUUUGUUGCUUAUGUAAAAAGAACAACCUUUUUCAGUAAUGAAGAAUGGAGAUUUGAUCUAGGAUUGGUACGGUGCUACACCUCUAUUUUCAUCGAUCGUGAUCAAUGUUGGGACGUUUGGGAAACUGACCCCGGAGGUAGUAUAGUCAGUGUGUGAUUUAUUAGCUACAUGGUCUGGACUUCAUAUGAAAACUUUAAAUGCCUCAAAAUGCUAUGCAAUUCUGUGAAUGAUUUACAGCAACACUGGCUAACAAGGUUAAGCACUUCCAAAUCUCAAAACUUUGUUUAUUUGUGUGCAAUGUUUAAGUAAGGAACAGGGCUACAAAGGUAUCAAACUGACACAAGCUUCCUUCAAAAUGGGAGGGUCUCCUGCUCGAAGUCCCGGUUUGUGUGAAAACAGUGUUACUUCUGAUUCUGAAUAUACGCAAUCAGAAAACAUUUCUUUUUUAUCUGUCCCAGUGUUAAAAGGAAGACUUAUUAAAUAGCUAGUAGUGUUUUUCAUAGUCCUAUAAUGUAAUUGCUGUAAUCCUGUACGUUGAUGUCAUAACCUUGUUUAAAUUCGGUUAGGUUGUAACUGCACUGAAUUGCUUUGCACUGCUCAAGUGUGUUUGGUUUGUUUGUUGAGGGAUGGCGGUGGAGUGGGGCAGGCAGUUCUCUAUUAUUUUAACUUCAUGGAUUUUGUACUGUAUGCAUUUUAUUAGCCCCUCUGUAUCUUAGUCAUUGCCACAUAGAGAAAUAUUUGGUACAGGUGGCUCCUUUUUUUAACAGUAAUAAAGAGUGAGAAAUAUAUAGUUAGUUUUGCACACCUGUGAAAAGUUUUUAAAGUUUAGAUUCACCUUGUUGUGCUCUGGCUCCAGAAAAAAAAAAAAAAAAAAAAAAGAAUACUAGACACUUUAGCCAUUUGGAUCCUGAUUUAACACAAACACUGCCAUUGUUUUACCCGAGUUACCUCAGCCAGUUUGAAUAUGCUGCAUAUUAAAUCUUGAUUAUUAGAUAUUCUUCCUCAUAGGUUACCAGAGAAGCAUGUUGGUGCUAGCUAACACACAUACAGGUUCUCCAAACAUCUGUCUUCGUGGAACGCAGGGCAUCGUGUGCUGCUGAGUUCUGGAUUCAUUCUAAAUGAUAGUGCCUCGGAAGGAGCUGCAGUGGUAUUGAGUAGCUCUGUAGUGGUGCUGUUGCUGUAAUUCAUUUGAUUUAAUUCAGGUCUUAGCUGGUAGCAGCUGCAACUGCAGUUUUGAAACAGCAAAUGUGCUAGUGAUUCUUAGCUGGAUUCUCACUGACCGCAGAUCACUCCUGCGUUUUUAACUUCUCUUUUUUUAUUUUUUAUGUAGGUUUAUUUUAUUUGUCUCUGUAACAACCCAGGAAUAUAUGAGCCAGCCGAGGCAGACAGUAAAAGUAAAACUUCGCCACGUCUAGUGUGUAGAUAAUCCCAUUUCCUUCCCUGUUUUCUGUAGAACUGUGAAAGACUUGACUCAUGCUAAGUAUUGUCUGUCCGUUGGUAGGUGGUGUCUGUGUUUAGAAGUGCAUGCAUUGUAAUACUGUGCCAGCUGCUCCUCUAUUGUGCGGGCCGCUGUACUUAUUAUUUUUUUUUGCACCCUGUAAUCCAUUGUUUGCCAAUCUGGCAAGAACUUUUUAUAUUCUUAGUUUGGUGGCAAGGCAUCCACGUCAAGCUCCAGUACUGGCGAUUCUUACAAAAUAACGAUACGGCUGCUGUUGUAAUCAGACUUGGUUAAUAGCAAGUCAACCAUAAUUGACUGAUAUGAGCGUGUGUGUGUAUAUACACACACACACACACACACACUGGAUAUGUGUGUUCUUCAGUAAGCAUUUAUAGUAGCAAAAUAUAUAUAUA